UUUGCUCUUGUUUACUUAUGGUCUUUAUCAUGACAUAUAUCCAAAGGUUUUAUAUCCUUUUACAUUUUGUGAUUCGAAAAUGAAAUAAUUCGACAAUUAUGGUACACUAGAUAUUGGCAUGUUCAAGAAUUUGAGUCUUACGAACAUUAUAGUUGUAUGGAGCGGUACAAUAUUCUUGGUCGCAUUGGGGAGGGUGCCCAUGGGGUUGUUUUAAAAGCUAAGCAUAUUGAGAGUGGAGAGCUUGUUGCCUUGAAGAAGGUUCCUUUAAGAAAACUUGCUGAUGGAAUUCCUAAUACAGCUCUUCGAGAAAUAAAGGCUCUCCAGUUUAUUGAGUCCAGUCCGUAUGUUGUCCAUCUGCGAGAAGUCUUCCCUCAUGGUACUGGUUUUGUUCUGGUCUUCGAGUAUAUGGUUACGGACCUUAGUGAGGUCAUUCGGAAUUCACAACCCCCUCUUACUGAAGAACAGUUUAAAUGUUAUAUGUUAAUGAUACUAAGAGGAGUUGAAGUUAUGCAUUCUAAUGGUAUUAUGCACAGGGACCUCAAGCCUGCCAAUCUAUUAAUUAGUUCUGAGGGGGUCCUGAAAAUAGCUGACUUUGGUCUUGCAAGGGUUUUUGAAAAUAAUAAUGAGCGUCUAUACAGUCAUCAAGUGGCUACAAGGUGGUAUCGGGCACCUGAGUUGUUGUAUGGAGCUAAAAAGUACACAAAUAGUGUUGAUUUAUGGGCUAUCGGUUGUAUAUUUGGUGAAUUACUUAAUAGCUCUCCAUUGUUUCCAGGAGAAAAUGAUAUUGAGCAGCUUUGGUUUGUUGUACGCGUUCUUGGAACUCCAAAUGAAGAUAUAUGGCCUGAGGUCAAAGAACUACCUGAUUACAACAAGAUAAGUUUUAAUCUGUGUGAAACCAUUCCAUUUGAAGAAGUUCUCCCAGAUGCAUCAGUUGAAGCCAUUGCUCUUGUUCGUAAAUUCUUAGUGUACCCACCCUAUAAAAGAAUUACAGUAUCUGAAGCAUUGAAAGAUCCAUAUUUCACUACGGACCCAUUACCUGCCCAGCCUUCUGAACUACCUGUUAUUACUCCGCAUCGUAAUAAUUUACCACAUCCUCAAGAAACUUAUGAAGUUUGUCUUACAACUACUUUGGAUUCGAUUCUUGUGGAUCAUGAAUUACUGAAGGAAGGUGUAAAACUACUGGAUGAUGAAUUAAAAGAUUGUUCAGACAACUCAACCGGUGUUACUCGCAUAUCGUCAAACUAAAAAUUUCUAUUCAAUUUUAAUUGAUAGUGUUAUAAUAAACAGUUGUUAAUAAUUAUCUUAUGAAUCAUCUAACAAUUAUCGUUUAUUGAUAAACUUGUUUUUGAAUUUUGCAAAUAAAUACAAACUCUUGUAGUUUACAGUCUUG
Messenger RNA from Schistosoma turkestanicum, 1390 nucleotides. NCBI's taxonomy places the organism in Eukaryota, Metazoa, Platyhelminthes, Trematoda, Strigeidida, Schistosomatidae. The record is from the annotation of a GenBank genome assembly.